Molecule: messenger RNA, 8016 nt
Organism: Spirodela intermedia
Lineage: Eukaryota; Viridiplantae; Streptophyta; Magnoliopsida; Alismatales; Araceae
Source: the annotation of a GenBank genome assembly
AUGAUCCGCUUGGGGGGUUGCCUUUGCCUUCCGCUGAUCCUUACUAGUCGGCUGCUAUUGUUGGCUCCUCACACCCCCGCAUCGAUUGCCGCGGCGAAUCUCAACCGGAUUGGUUCCCCAUUCACCUCGUCUUCCCUCUCGGCGGCGGCAGUAGGGACGGCAGUCAUGAGAGCUCCACCGGUGGCGAAGAAGGUCAACCAUGUGAUGGAGCUGUUCGGGGACGUCAGGGUCGACGACUACUACUGGCUCCGGGACGACUCCCGGGCGAAUCCCGAAGUCCUCUCCUACCUCAAAGAGGAGAACGACUACGUUGACUACGUUAUGUCCGGUGAGAUUACGGAUUUUAAUGGCGUUUGGUUGUUCGCUUCUUGGCCGUCGUUUUAGGAACGUGAUGGCAUCCCGAGCUUUGGUUUCUCGCGUCAAAUGUGGGGCUAGACCUUUUCUUCCGACAGGUCAAAUGUGGACUCCAUGGUGCUUUUCUUGUGCUGUUUUGAUUGGAGUAUCUCCUUUGCUAUCGAUGUAGUCCACUGAGUAUCUUAUUGAGACGUCGACAAAGUCUUUCCUGGGUGGGGACUGAGCUUUCUCCAGGAUCUAGCUUCUUGACCAUCAUUAUCAUUUCUACUUCCCCUCCCCUCACCCCCCCCAAAAGGAGUCGUCGCGUUGACUUUUGAGCUUCGGGUCCUUUUUCUCCUGUCUGUGGGGACUCAGGGACGACCGACACAUUUUAGAGCCACAGGUGCAUUCUUUGAGACAUGAUAUUUGUGCUAUUAUCGAGGGUUAAAUAGACUGCAUAGAGCGAAGUUCGCAUUCUACUACAGAGAUCUGCUUCAUGUUUGUGAACGGAGAGAUUUAUGUAUAAAAAUAUUUCACUAUGUUUCUCUAGCUCAAAUUGGGCAAUGCUUGUGAUGUGUUCUACCGAGUAUAUUAUUCACUAUGCUUGCCCGAAUGUAUGAGAAUUAUUGAAAUGGCAUUCACUUCAGUCAUAAAAGCGACUCUCUUUUGCUAAACUCCAUGACAAUAAACUUUUUCGUCUGUUAUCUGAAACAAUAUUCUAAUACUGCCAUGUAUUUGAACCAGGAACAAAAAAAUUUGAAGACGAGCUUUAUGCGGAGAUUAGAGGAAGAAUCAAGGAAGAUGAUAUCUCUGCACCUGUGAGGAGAGGUCAAUAUUACUAUUAUGAACGAACAUUGAAGGGUAAAGAGUAUGUUCAGCACUGUAGACGCCUUAUUCCUGGUGCUGGAGCGCCUGCCUCUGUACAUGACAUAAUGGCCACCGGACCUGAUGCACUGGAGCACGUUAUCUUAGAUGAGAAUAUUAAGGCUCAGGAACACGGUUACUACAGCAUCGGGUCCUUCAAAGUACAGUAUUGCGAUUAAUUAUUCAUUUAUGGGUGUGGAUUUUCAUUUGGUAUUUGACCAUUUUGGUUCCCUGGUUUUCUCAGGUAAGCCCCAAUAAUAAGCUCGUGGCAUAUGCUGAAGAUACUAAGGGUGAUGAGAUCUACACGGUUUAUGUCAUUGACGCUGAGACAGGAGUUACCGUUGGGAAACCUCUGACUAGCGUAACCUCAUAUGUUGAGUGGGCUGGCGAUGAAGCAUUAGUUUACAUAACAAUGGAUGAGAUCCUCCGGCCUGAUAAGGUUUUUUUUUUUCAUUCUCUCAAAUCUAGAUGCAAUGCUUCUUAGAACAUAAUAUAUGUACCAUAGUUUUUUGUUUCUCUUGGUUCGUCUUUUCAAUGUGUCUCUAUUAUCUGAAGUCCUAAAAUCCUUUGGUUAUAUUCUUCACAGUUCCUAACUGUAUUCUUCACAAUGUGUCCUUUUAUAUUCUUCACAAUGCGUUCCAAUUGUAUAUGUGCAGCAUCAUAUACUUAUUCUACCCCCGCUUGAUUAUGUGCAGUCAAUGCAUGUGUUAUUUGGACGAAAAGAAGUAACCAAACAAGUCCUUAAUCUUCAUGUUGGUUGUUGCUCUUUGAAAGAUGUUCGUAGACAGUUCUAUAUUACCUCCUCGAACUCGAAUUCUUUCUAUUUUAUGACAUCAAAUAGUACCCCGAUAGAUUCUAUUGUAUGCCCUCUCCAAACUGAUAAAGCUCAGAUAUUGGUUUUGGUUUUUUGUGUUAAACAUUUCCUUCAGUAGCCAUAGUUUGAAAUUUUAUGUUAAUACCUUACGCUCUAGGCAUAAAAUAUAACUAAUUUCUAAAACUUAUUUUGUUCUCUUCUAUAUGCUGUCUAUCCAUCUACUUAUCUAUUUCUUUUGGCCUCAUAUUUCACCAUAUCAAGUUGAGGCUGGUGGAAUCGGGGAAAGAAUGUCUCUGUUAUUCUUAGAUAUUGUCUGAAUGACCUCUAAUUAUUCAACCAAGACAUAUCAAUAUUCCUUUUAUUCUUCUACUCUUCCAUAAACAUCGUUUUUAUGUUUGAUUGUUUUAUUUUCUUUCAUGUUGUUUAUCCACGUUCAUAGUAAAGAUUUUCCACGUUUUAGAUUGGGGACUAAACUAAAUCAUGAGAAUUUCAGAUUCUGGGAAGGUUUGACUUCCUAAGGCAAUUGAGAGUAUGCCCGUUUGGUCUAUUGGAUGGGAAUCAUGUUUUAUCUUUUAUGUAUGUGGGUAUGUCCUGUCCCUGUGGGACACUGGUAAAAUAAAUAUUUGUUGAUACCUAUGCCUGUGUAUACUUAUCCGAAGUUGUAAUGCUAUAAAUUACUGACCCUUUUUUUUAAAGACACUCGAUCUUCUUCUAUAAUAAAGCGAUAAUUUUUUUCUCUCUAUCAUAGUCACAUAUCCUGCUGGUCGCUCGACCUUUGCAAUAGUAUAGUCUUAACAUACUAAAAAAUUACGUUCUGUUAGUAACUUCUGCCAUUACCAAGCAAGGUAAAUUGGUUGCCAUACUUUUCUAGUCAAAAUAUGAUUCUUCGUGCAUUCUUAAUUUACUUUCUUUAUUUCAAUUUUUAGAUUAAGGAAUAAAAUGGGAGAAUGUGGUUUUUGAGUUCGUAAAUUGACAACCGUUCUGUCUGAAUCGGUGACGAAUGUGUCAUGCUUAUUUCAUUUUAUAAUUCUCAUCGCUACUUGACAUUCAUCACUAGUCAUCUUGAUUCUCACUCGGUGCUCUCUAUAGGUUUGGCUGCACACAUUGGGAUCUGAUCAAUCAAGUGAUCGUUGCCUCUAUCAUGAAAAAGAUGACAUGUUCUCUGUUGAUCUUCAAGCAUCUGAAAGUAAAAAAUAUUUGUUUGUUGCAUCUGAGAGUAAAAAUACACGGUUUGUAUUCUACCUGGAUAUUCUUAAACAAGACCAGGGGCUUGUGGCCUUGACACCCCGUAUAAAUGGUACUGACACAUCAGUCAGUCAUCGAGGAAACCAUUUUUUCGUCCUGAGAAGAACUGAAGAACUCUACAACUCUGAAUUACUUGUUUGCCCCUUGGAUGAUCCAUCUAAAACUACUGUUCUGCUUCCACAUCGAGAAAGGUACUUUUCUUUCACCGAUGACAUGCUGUAACUACCUUUCCCACUUGUUUCAGUCAAAAUAUCUUAUCUUCUCUUGUACAAUAUGGAUUUUACAUCUGAGCGAUGUGGGUAUUUUGAGUUCCGGUUAAACAGCGAGGAUUAGAUGAGCUUAAGAUAUGUCCCCGUUCAUACCAGAAAUGUUUGUGAUGAACAUAGCGUGAUCACGUUAGUUCCUGUGACACCAGUCACAGACAAUAGGCAAGCACUCAUAUAGCACACGUAGCCUUUCUUGAGAUAUGAUUUGAUGUUUCUAUAAAUAAGUACUUUGAUAUUAAUAGCAGGUAUGAAAGUGGAGCAGGAAUAGCUCUUGAUUUAGAAAAUAGGGAUUUUCUCAUCAAAUUUACCCCAAAGAGAGAACUUGUCUUGAAGUUCAUUUUUUGUACAAGCCGCUGUAUUGUGAAAUUGUCAAUUCAUGGACCUAUAUGGCCACGGCAUACCCGUUAUAAACAAUUUUACGAUCGAUUUCUUCACUUCAAGUAUUGCUUCCACACCUAAAGAGAUAAACCGUGACUAUUCACCUCGCUUCUGUAGAACAGACCGUCCAAUUAUGACCAAAAGUGUUUACCUUUACCUUUGUUGACUGAGCCCUGACUCACAGUAGCACAUUUUUCAUAUGAGGGAUAUUCUCCUCUUUCCUGUUUUCUUCCUACAUCAUGAACCUUCUUCUGAUUUUUUUUCCAAUUUUUUUUUUCAACAGAACCUUUGUUUUGGAUAUGUAAAUUUAGAGAUUAAAAUUUAAAUAAUGCUAAUAAAUUAUAAUUAAAAUAAUAAAAUUUUUAUGUCGUGUAUGAUAAUUUAUUUGACUUUAAAAUCAAAAUAAUAGUGUUAUCGAAUAGUGUCACAUCAUAAUGUUAGUUAUGAUUUUAUUGAAUAGUAAGUUGUAAAAGUCAGUUAAUACUUUGAAAGCAUGGAUAGUUGCUUGACAGCCUUCCUACGAUAGGUGUGAUAAAAUUACCUAAUUUUAUUAUAUAUGUAAUUUCCUUUGACCGAAAAGAGAGACUGUAGACAGGACUGCAGAACCUGAAUUUUCAAAUAUGUUCCAAAAUUGAAACUCAUUAUUUAAUUGACCACUGAGAAGAAGAAGAUCAAGUCAUUACAUUGAUGUAACACUUAAUUCAUGGUGAAUCACCCCCCUGUCCUUUUUCUCUUUUAAUAAUAUUCGGUAAGGUUACCAGUUGACCACUUUUUUCCUCGUCCAAAGCAGAAGAAGAUUCCAAAGAGAUUCCAUGGUUGCAAACUUGCAAUAAUGCUCCAGGUCCCAUCACCUGGUCUUUAAUAAAAACAGUUUCUCUCCUGUCUACCAUUUUCUAUAGUCGACAAUUACAUUCUCUAUUUUUUUUUGUCAUGACAAUUUCAUAUAUGUCGGUUAAGUUUUCAUAUAAUAUCUUUUGUUCAUUUGAUUUCUUUCUGAAUCUUUUUGUGUGAAGAUGUGAUACUUCUAUGGUUGUUGUUACUUAUUCAUGAGAUUAUUUUUCAUUAUUAAAGCAUUAUUAACGUGAGUUUCUCAGUGUGAAAAUACAGGAUAUAAAACUUUUCGAAGAACAUCUUGUGGUUUAUGAGCGUGAAAAUGGUUUACCUAAAGCAAUCGUGUAUAGACUUCUACCAAUCAGCGAAUCUAUUGAACGUCUUGGAGAUGGCAGAGCCAUUGCUUUUAUUGAUCCUGCCUAUUCAUUGGAUCCUGAAGAAUCACAGUUUUCGUCUACCAUUUUAAGAUUUUCCUAUAGUUCGAUGAGAACUCCACCUUCCGUCUACGACUACGACAUGGAUACAGGUGUUUCUGUUCUCAAGAAGAUUGAGACAGUAAGUAUGCCCUAGCCUUUCACUAUGCCUGACCACGUUCGCUUGUAUUUUGUAGAAAGACUGUAUUGAACAUUGCAUAAUCAUUUUAGCUCCAGUAAAACCCAUGGCAUACCGAAAAAAGCACUCGAGUAAAGAAUGCAGUCUAGCUUGAGACAUGAUUCGAUACUACAGUCGACAGGUAUUCGGAGAUAAAUGGCCAGUGUAUUAUGAUAUCUGAUUCACUUGAUGCUGCCAACAGGGUGCUCUUCUUAUGGACUUAUUCCACUAUUCACGCCUUUUUCUACCUCUGUGAAUGAUGCAUGGUUGUCAAUGUGUGUUUUGUGACAUCAUGAUUUAUUUAUAUAAUGUGCUCAGGAACGAUGAACAUAUUUGAACGAAGUAAAAUGCAGGUACUUGGUGGCUUCAACUCAUCAAAUUACGUGACUGAGAGGAAAUGGGCAACUGCUUCAGAUGGUACCCAGAUACCCAUUUCGAUUUUCUAUCAUAAGAAUCUUGUUAAGCUCGAUGGUUCUGAUCCCUUACUGCUUUAUGGAUACGGCUCUUAUGAGGUAAUUUAUGAUUCUAUAUCUCGACAUUAUGCAUUAGUCAUUUCUUAAUACGAAAAUUAUGUGGUACUAUCCAGUUUUGAAAAAAAGAACAUCAAGGUCAUGAGCUUAUGCUCAAAUUUUAUUUGUAAAAUUAUUUUUACGACCUGUAUUUAUCACCAUCCUUUUUUUUAAUUUCUUUGAUAGUCAAUCUAAAUGUCAAUGCUCACUCAAAUCCUAGAAUCUUUCCCCGCAUCCAAUACGUAAUACUGGAACAUGUUAUAUACCUUACCUGUGGAGUUCAGAAUUGGCUAAUCCAGAACUUCAGAUGGCCAAACAGAUUGCUAGGAUCAAUCAGCCUGAUAAAUUUUUUAUGUGCCAAUGCUGAUCAGAUCUGGAUCUGGAUUGACCCAGACAGAUUCGGAAAAAGCUGAUCGGAAAAGCUUUUAUUUAUUUAUUUCUUCGUUUUAUUUCGUUUUGUUGUCGUUCCCUCUAUUUUUUUAAUUCUCUUCCAUCAUCCCUUGGCCUAGCUUAGAAUCAUCAUAUCAAAGGUAAUGCAUGGGCCCAUCCUCUUCCAGAGUCGUAUCAAUACAUGGCACACUCUCUUCUUUUUUUAUUCCACAAUUGGAUCAAAACUCAUGGCUAGCAUACCUCUUUCUAAGUUAUUGGAAUGUGUUGAGAAACAUAGAUCGAUUGAAAACACAGAGAUUUCCUCUCUCACGGAGGACAAAAGGGAGGAACCGUGGAAACUGCCUCAACCCAUCAUCGACCUCUCACAUCCCUUAAAAGGGAAGAAAACCCUACAGAAAAUUUCCCAAAAUACCCUUAUAACUUCCAACAGAAUGCAUUUCAGCCACCUUAUUGCGUAUCAUUGCGUAUCAUCGACAGUCAACUAAUGUCUCUGCUCAAGCUUUUUACUCAAGAAAAUUGCUUGGUUCAUUUUACUCCGUUUUUUGUUUUUUUUUAAUAUACCGAAGAAAGCAUUCUCAAUGAACAGGCAUUUAUCUUUGAGAUUACCCUGUCAUCAUCUUUAAGCUCCAUUUAACUGGCGGACGUUUCUCUCGCCUGCAGGUAUGCAUUGAUCCCAGUUUCAAAGCUUCUAGGCUGUCUUUGGUGGAUAGAGGAUUUAUCUAUGUAAUUGCUCAUAUUCGUGGGGGAGGUGAAAUGGGGAGGCAGUGGUACGAAAAUGGGAAGCUGUUGAAGAAAAAAAACACCUUUACGGAUUUCAUUGCCUGCGCUGAGUACCUAAUAGCAAACAACUACUGCUCAAAGGAGAAACUCUGCAUAAAUGGAAGGAGCGCUGGUGGCUUGCUCAUUGGUGCUGUUCUGAACAUGCGUCCGGAUCUGUUCAAGGCAGCGGUAGCUGGGGUUCCAUUUGUCGACGUCUUGACAACCAUGCUCGAUCCAACAAUCCCUUUGACAACCUCUGAGUGGGAGGUCUGGACCUUGAUUUUAUUUUUAUUUUUUGGCGGCUGGAUUUAAAUUUCUUUUCUGUUUUCAAAAAAUUAUUAAUUCCCUUGAAAAUAAUCCCUGUAGGAGUGGGGCGAUCCCAGAAAGGAGGACUUUUACUUCUACAUGAAGUCGUACUCUCCAGUCGACAAUGUGGGUAGAAAAAAAAUAUUAUUUUUCUGGCCUGGUUGACUUUGUUAUAGUUGACUCUGACCUUCUUCCGCUUUCGCAGAUAAGACCACAGAAGUACCCAGACAUUCUUGUCACUGCCGGCUUGAACGGUACCCUCUUUGGUUCGAGCUUCGCCACUCCUCUCAUGGUUUUCACGCUGAUCUUUCCCGUUGCGUUUCUCAUGCUCCUCCAGAUCCCCGCGUUCUGUACUCGGAACCUGCCAAAUUCGUGGCGAAGCUGAGGACGACGAAGACAGAUGACAAUCUUCUCCUGUUUAAGUGCGAGCUUGGCGCCGGCCACUUCUCCAAGUCGGGAAGGUAACCCCUCUCGUAAUAUCCAGAAAUAGUUAUUUUUAAUAAAAAAAACUGAAAAUGGCAAAAAUGCCAUAUAUACUGAAUGACGCCUUCUCGAUAAAUAAAUAAAUAAAUAAAUAAUUAUGGGCGGUGGCAAUCAGGAUCCUUUCUGUGGGUUUUCUCAGUAAUUUUUCCUCCCGAUUUGGUACAGAUUCGAGAAGCUGCAGGAAGACGCAUUCACUUACGCUUUUAUUCUCAAGGCGUUGGACAUGAUCCCAGUUCCCGGAUCCUGA